CACAAAUAAAAACUCUCUCUCUCUCUCUCUCUCUCUCUAGAAUUCAUGCAUCCAGACGAUCUAACGCUCUGUUGGAUCAGCUAGGGUUUUCGCUGAGCCAUUGAAGACCCUUAUCACCUAGCUCUCUCUCUCUCUCUCUCUUUCCUUAUCUCUAUCUCUCUUGCACUUUCUCUCUGAGAGCGUGUAUGUGGAGAUUUUUGGCGAGCAAGGGAGGGUUUUAGCUGAUCUGGUGGAAGACGGUUCGAUCCCGUUUGGUUGGUCGCUUCAAAUUGGUACUUUUGUUGGUUUUCCGGCGAAGUUACGGUCUUCCUCGUUUAAUUAAGGAGAAUUGGCAGAGAUGGCGAAUCGCAUGAAGGAGGAUGAGAAGAAUGAAAAGAUAAUUCGAGGACUCUUGAAGCUCCCGGCGAAUCGGAAGUGCAUAAAUUGCAAUAGCCUGGGACCACAAUAUGUCUGCACAACUUUCUGGACAUUUGUUUGCACGACCUGUAGUGGAAUACAUCGUGAAUUCACCCAUCGUGUGAAGUCGGUUUCCAUGGCAAAGUUUUCAUCUCAAGAAGUUAAUGCGCUUCAGACUGGUGGAAAUGAGCGUGCAAGAGAAAUUUAUUUUAAAGAAUGGGACCCUCAGCGCCAUUCGGCACCUGAUAGCAGUAACCCUGACAGGCUGAGGGACUUCAUUAAACAUGUCUAUGUGGAUAGAAGGUACACUGGGGAGAGAAGUGCAGAUCGGCCUCCAAGGGUGAAAAUGGGAGAUAGGGAGGAUUCAAAUGACAGGAGGUCAGAUGCUUAUCGUGGAGAUUCUCGAAGUCCAUCAUAUGAGGAUGUCUAUGAUCGACGGAGAAGGCCUGAACAAGGUCGUUAUGAUGAUAGAGGUUAUGAUGACAGAAAUGCUAAGUAUGGGUAUGAUGAUAAAAGAAGUCCUAGUCGAUAUGAAGAUACUUACAAGAGAAGUCCUGCACGCUUUGAGGUUGUGGAUGAUAGGUUCCGAGAUGAUAAGUUUGGAAAUGUGAACCAGAGUAGGAAAUAUGAAGAUCGGCGUUUUCCUGAUGGGCCAUCCAGGAUAGAAGAGAGGUCACCCAAUAAUCAAAGGGACUCAGGUAUAUCUAGUCCUCCAGUGGUACGACCUGUUAGGGAUAUUUUGGGUGAAGAUGUUCCACCUUUAAAGGUUGGUGAUCCUCCAAAACUAAAUGGUCCUAAGGCUGCUGACGGUUCUGCUCAUGCACAGAGAACUUCAUCUUCGAGUAGCAUGGCUUCCACUGAAGGAAGCACGCCGCAACUCAAGAGAGUGAACUCAGGGAGUUUAAUUGACUUCAGUGCAGAACCUGCAGCUCCUGUUACUGCAGCACAGCCUGUCCCUUUUUCUAGUCACGCUGUUUCUCAGCCAUCAGCUAAUCCAUCAGUUGGCAGCAAUAACUGGGCUUCUUUUGACAACUCCUCUCAGGAGAAAGCUGCUGCAACAUCGUCAAAUGCUACAAAACCGGUAUCUGUUUUGGAACAAUUGUCAGUUCAAACCACUGCUAUUCCUGUUGGUGGUGUUAAUCCUCUUCUCAGCACUGGUAUGGGAGGGCAGUGGCAAGUUACUCAGCAACAGCAGCCGUCAUUGUUUCCUGGAACUGAUGGUCAAUCUGCAAAUAUGCAGUUUGCUCAACCAGUUAAUGCGGUUCCAAAUAGCCAGCCCUGGAAUUCAAUGCCUACACCUAAUGCACAACCUCAGGUAACUGUACAAACAACCCAUUUAUCACAAGCAGCUCCAAGGCCAUCUCAAGAAGCUCUAGGGGCAGCAUCACAGCCUAAUCCUGUUGAUGCCAAACCAAAUGUUCGAAAGGCACUACCUGAGGAUAUUUUCUCUCUCUAUUCAAUGGCACCUGCUCCAGUUCCUCGUUGGCAACCUGGUCCACAGGUUGGCAUGAAUUUUGUUGGGCAGUAUCCUGCUGCAAUGACCAUGACUACUUUUCCACAAUCUUCAAAGUCAACAAAUCCAUUUGAUCUGAGCAAUGAACCAGUACUAGGUCCUGUCAAUCCGUUUCCUUCCAUGUCGUCUCUACAAGGAGCACUUCCGAAUGUGCCCACUCCUGUUGUCAUGCAUAACACUAGUUUUGUUGCACCUGCUUCUCAAUGGCAACCAUCCCAAACACCGGCAUUUCCAAUGUCAAUGGCUCCAGGUUCCUACAUGGCUCAGCACAUUCCUAACAGCUUGCAGACUGUGGGACUACAACCUGGCCUUGGAAGUUUUGGUGGUGGUGGGUUAGUGAACGGUCCUCUUGGAGGUGGACCUCCGCCAGCAGUUGGAGGUCCGCAGCAGUCUGUGCCGAAUAGUUUUUCCUCUCUUGGAGGAAAUCCUUUCGGAUAAGACCAUCAAAGUGCUUAAUGAGAUCAUCUUGCUCCUGAUUUAAUUGUUGGCUUCCAUUCUUCCCAUUUGUUUGAGGAUCAUAUGAGGCAGUUUGCUCGCCGGUUAUUGGGUGGUCUUGAUCCAAGCUAGAAGCUUUGGUUGGUCAUGUAAAUUGAAGGUGGGAGGGAAGUACGCGGAUUCGGUAGUGUGGCUAUGGAAUCUAGGCAGUCGAGAAUUUGAAAGCCUCGUGUUGUCUCUUUAGUGUACAUGUAUUAUCAAAGAUGACGGUUUUUGACGAGGUGGGCUCCCUGCCUACCUCCUUGUAUUGUGUUUGUAUCAGUUUCAUUUUCCUUUGGCGACCUUAACACGGUUGGCCAUUCGUAUUUCUUUGUAAAAUGUGUUGUGAUGGUCAUUGUGAAAAUGAAGUUUUCCUGUUGUCGUGAAAUGCAGGUACUAGUUUUUGA
This is a messenger RNA of Nymphaea colorata (pocket water lily), 2790 nucleotides long. RefSeq names its product probable ADP-ribosylation factor GTPase-activating protein AGD14. The transcript is spliced from 14 exons. Lineage: Eukaryota; Viridiplantae; Streptophyta; Magnoliopsida; Nymphaeales; Nymphaeaceae. The record is from RefSeq and is a predicted model, not a curated record. Gene Ontology annotation, molecular function: GTPase activator activity. Bases 338 to 2347 code for a protein of 669 amino acids.